This is a messenger RNA of Sinocyclocheilus anshuiensis, 1506 nucleotides long. RefSeq names its product sphingosine 1-phosphate receptor 3-like. Gene Ontology annotation, molecular function: sphingosine-1-phosphate receptor activity. Gene Ontology annotation, cellular component: membrane. Gene Ontology annotation, biological process: G protein-coupled receptor signaling pathway. NCBI's taxonomy places the organism in Eukaryota, Metazoa, Chordata, Actinopteri, Cypriniformes, Cyprinidae. Bases 279 to 1319 code for a protein of 346 amino acids. The record is from RefSeq and is a predicted model, not a curated record. The transcript is spliced from 2 exons.
UCCAUUGCGCGCGCGAGUCUGAACUUCUGCACGUUAAAGAUGGAAAUAUAACAGCUCCUCUUUGAACAAAGCACGACACGAAUGGGUCUCAGUGAAGAAACUCUGCGGUUCGUGAUAUCUGAUGGCAGAUGUGUGCCACCGACAUGACAGUACAGAGUGAUGACUGACAGGUAAACCCUGAAGAAAGCAGUCGACCCGCUCGCCAAACACCCAUCUGUGACCCGUCUUACCCUUACGAUCCGCACCUGUCCGGAAGAUCCUGUCCGAAUCGUCCCGCAAUGAUCAACCAACACAUUUUCCUGCAUUACAACUACACGGGGAAACUAGACAAUCGCAAUGAGACCGAAGGCGUCCCAUUGGACCCCAAAACGGCCGUGUUUUUGGUCGUUUGCGGCCUCAUCAUCCUGGAGAACCUGAUAGUGCUGGUGGCCAUCUGGCAAAACCACAAAUUUCAUAACCGGAUGUACUUUUUUAUCGCCAACCUGGCUUUGUGCGACUUGUUAGCCGGCGUGACUUAUAUAGUCAACCUGCUGAUGUCAGGACAGUGGACGCUACACUUGUCUCCGGCCGAGUGGUUUGUUCGAGAAGGGAGUAUGUUUGUUGCAUUAGGCGCGUCUAUUUUCAGCCUACUGGCGAUUGCGAUCGAACGCCACCUUACUAUGAUCAAAAUGAGGCCUUAUGAUGCAAGCAAAAACUAUCGGGUGUUUCUGCUCAUAGGAACGUGCUGGCUGAUCGCAAUCACACUGGGAGCGCUGCCUAUUUUAGGCUGGAACUGUCUGGAGGAUCUUCCUCAGUGCUCCACCAUCUUACCUCUUUACAGCAAGAGCUAUGUCGCGUUCUGCAUCACCAUCUUCAUCUCGCUCCUGCUGGCCAUCUCCGUCCUCUACGCCCGCAUUUACGUCCUGGUCAAGAGCAGCAGCCGCAAAGUCACCAAGCACAGCAACUGCGAGCACUCCAUGGCCCUCCUGCGCACCGUCAGCAUCGUGGUGGGCGUCUUCAUCGCCUGCUGGACGCCCAUCUUCGUGCUGCUCCUCGUCGACGUGGCCUGCGGGACCAAAACGUGCCCGGUUCUGCUCAAAGCUGAUUGGUUCAUCGUGCUGGCCGUCUUGAAUUCCGCCAUGAACCCCGUCAUCUACACGCUGGCCAGCAGGGAGAUGCGCCGGGCGUUUUACAGGCUCGUGUGCGGGUGUUUGGUGCGGGACGGCGCGGUGGGGUGCAAGCAGAACACGGACCCCAGCCGGAGCAAAUCCAGCUCCAACUGCCCGCGGGCGGCCGAACAGGAAAACCCAGACGCGCAGAAUCAAGCUAACAAAAGCUGAAGCACUCAGUGUGUUUGCUAAAAUGCACACUACAGCAUUAGUGCAUGCUAUAGAAUUUUAGUAUGCACUUUUUAAGUGCACUAUUAGUGCAUACUAAAGUGCACAAUAAAGCAUCAGCACAUUAAGCGCAUGUUGAACAGUGGAAAGCAGUUUUAAUGUCCCAACAGACGCUUUCAUUUGAGAUCCC